AUGAAGUUCGCCUCCGUUAUUCUCGCAGUUUUUGCCCUGGCUACUACUGGCAUUGCCAAGAAGACCUGCACUCCCAGCUUCGAUUAUUGCUCUGAUGUGCUGAUCAAAGACAAGGGCUUCACCGAGGCCGAUCUCAAGGAUGUCCUCAAGGGAUCCGACCUGGAAAAUGAAGAUCUGAAGAAUGUUUUGUUCCAUUGCAAGAACCCUGGUGAUGUCGGCCACCCCAAGCUGUGCAACAGUGGAUGCAAAGACCCUGCCACUGAGGGUAGCCACUCCUGCGACGCCUAA
This is a messenger RNA of Penicillium antarcticum, 288 nucleotides long. RefSeq lists its product as uncharacterized. Bases 1 to 288 code for a protein of 95 amino acids. The record is from RefSeq and is a predicted model, not a curated record. NCBI's taxonomy places the organism in Eukaryota, Fungi, Ascomycota, Eurotiomycetes, Eurotiales, Aspergillaceae. The transcript is spliced from 3 exons.